GAUUUAGUGAUUUCCUUAAAAAGAGUAGUUAUUUCUUGGCUGCAUAAGAAUUUAUGGACGUUUACCGCUGUAAUGAUGGCGGGUUUUUGUAGUUGUAUUGUAUAAGCAGUGUAAACAACGUGUGUAAAAAAAUGCUGUCAACUGUUUUAAAGUCUGUAUUUGGUUAUGAUGAUUUUAAAAGUGAUAUUCAAAAACAAGCAACAACUGCUAUUUACAAAGGUAAACAAGAUGUAUUUGUUUGUAUGCCAACUGGAUCUGGUAAAUCACUUUGUUUUCAACUACCAGCUAUAAUGAAAGAAAAUAAAGUUACAAUUGUUUUUUCACCAUUAUUAGCUUUAAUGAAGAAUCAAAUAGACUAUUUAGUUAGUAUAAAGAUAAAUGCAAGAUCACUGAAUUCACACACAUCUACUAAAGAAAGAAAUGCAAUAAUGAAAGAUCUAUUGUCUGAUUCGCCAAAAAUUAAAUUAUUAUAUGUUACUCCAGAAAUGGGGGUACAACAACAUUUUCAGGAUAUGAUAAUUAAAUUGAAAAAAAUAAAAACGUUAUCUUAUUUUGUAAUUGAUGAAGCACAUUGUUUAAGUCAGUGGGGUCAUGAUUUUAGACCCAGUUAUAGACAGUUAGGAAUAUUUAAGAAAUUAUGUCCUAAUAUUCCUAUAGUUGCAUUAACAGCCACUGCAGCCAAGGAGGUAAAAGAUGAUAUCAUGCAAUCUUUAAACAUGAAAAAUCCUUUGAUAUUCUCAGUACCUGUGUUUAGGCCUAAUCUUUAUUAUGAUGUGUGGUUUAUAGAAAUAUUAGAUAAGCCUUUUGAGCACUUGAAAAGUUUUAUAAUAGAAACUCUUGGUUCUCAAAGUGAAUCUAUUGCAAAAGUACAAAAAAAUUGUGGCAUUAUUUAUUGUAGGAAAAAGGAAACAUGUGAAAUAAUUGCAAAUAAAUUAUCUAAAUCUGGUAUAUCUACUCUAGCGUAUCAUGCAGGUUUAAAAAAUCAAGAACGUAAUGAAGUUCAAAAUAAAUGGACAUCUGGUGAAGUACCUGUUAUUGCAGCAACAUGUAGUUUUGGAAUGGGUGUAGAUAAAGGAUCUGUUAGAUUUGUAAUACAUUGGACAGUUCCUCAAAAUAUAGCAGCAUACUAUCAAGAAUCUGGUAGAGCAGGUAGAGAUGGCAAACCGGCGUUUUGUAGAAUUUAUUUUAGUAAUGAAGAAUACAAGCCGAUUGCGUUCCUUAUCAAAGAAGAAAUUACACAGAAAAAUUCUGAGCUUGUAAAAUUAAGAUGGAACAAUUUUGAGAAAGCUGUUUCAUAUUGCCUUGAAGCAAAAUGUAGACAUGCAGUAUUUUCUAAAUACUUUGGGGAUGGGCCGCCACCAUGUAAAGAUAGGUGUGAUGUGUGCAAGAACAAAGAUGCUGUUCAAGCAAUGAUAUCACAGUUCGAAAUGUCUCAAACUAGAUUACAAAAAUCGAAUAGUAAUUUAGAUGGCAUUGCAUUAUCAAAGUAUGAUAAUCUUGAAGAUGAAUAUAAAGAAGAAUCAGGUACAAGAGAAAGACUCAUCGCUGAAAGUAAACGGGAAGCUAAAGAGUUAAUUGAAAAACAGUUUGCUAUACGGAGAACUAAUAGUAAACUGGAUGAGAUAAAAAAACAAAAUCGCGAAGAUGCUAAACAGUCCCAUGUACGUGCAGCUGAAAGUACUGAUAUAAAAAUAAAAGGCUUAGCUGUUCAAGUACGAGAACAUUUUUAUGUUCAGUUAAGAUCAGCAUUAAUAGAUAAUUACGAAAAAAUGAUUUCCGAUAUAAAAGGACAAUCUCAAGAGAAACAUUUGCACAGUAUAGCACAAGAUCUUGAGUACAGGGUGUUGUGCAAUACUAAAGUUGCAAAUAAAUAUAAAUUUGAUAUGUCUAAAUUGAUUUCUUCAGUGCGAAAAUGUACUAGUACUAAUACGCUUCAUGAAUGUUUACGGGAUUUUAAUGUAAGUUCAAAUAAUGUCACUACCUAUAAAAGUAAACAGGAAGUAAGCAAUGAUAGUUUAGAACAUGAUACAGAGAGCGAAAGUGUGAUAAAUAAGUUUGAUGAUAAAGAUAUUCGUAUUUCUUUUCAAGAAUCAAGUAUAAGUAAAGAUAUUCCAUGUUCUACUUUUAAAACUGCUUUAGAACUUCGAAAUGAUAGAAAUUUAAUAGCAGGCACAUCUAAUGAUAGUAGAAACUAUUUGUUCGAUGCAAGUAUUUUGAAAGAUGAUAGUAAAGAUGUGAACGCGAUAGGAAGGAAAAAUAAAGACCGUAACUCUCCUGUUAAAGUAGAUAUUAAAAACAGUGAAGAAGAUAAAACAAUUGAACUUCAACAAUUAAGUGGAUUUACGUGCGCUCGAAAACUUCAUGAAGAGAAUAACAUAUUAUCGAAAAAUUACAGCAAAAAAUCACGGAAAUCUUUGGCAAAGUCUGUAAAAAAUGAUUCGGAAAAGAAAAAAGCGUCCCCUACGAAAAAAUCAAUUUAUGAAAAAAUUUUGCAAGCUGCAAGUGCAAAUUUAAAAAAAACAGUUGAAAACACAACUAAUUCAUCAAUUCCAGAAGCCAGUAACAACAUUGAUAGUACAAGUUUAAAUAAGGAUGAAAUAAAAUUAAAUAGUCAAACUAGAAAUAAACGUAAAAAUAUAAAUUCAUUUAAAAGUAGUAUAGAUGUCGAAUCUAAUAAAAAAUUAAAACUCAAUGAACCGCAGGUGCAGGUACUUGCAGGUGAUACUGAAAGAAUAAGUGAUCAUAAUAAUGGAGUUAAUGCAAAUGAAACUUCUACUAAUGAAACGAUAGAAAUUGAAGACAGAAAGGAUGAUAUUAAAGAUGUUCAGUGUCAAGAAGAACUUUCAAUGAUAAAAACCGUGGAAGAAGAAAUAUUAAGAGAGCAUAAAAAUUUACAAAGAAAACAAGAUAAAACCCAUCGAUCAAAACAACAGAAGGGUGAAGAUAAAAAAGUACUUGUACCAGCAGAUAAAGCUACACAAUUUAAGACUGCAGAAAUUUUAAAAGCUCAUUUAAUGAAAUAUUAUCCAUCCAAACGUAUUCCCGAUAGAACAACAUUUUCAAAAACUUGUAGAGAAAUGCACCAUAAGCUACUCGCUAAAAAAAUAUUCGAUAAAGAAGGAAUACGACAAUUUGUCAUAAAAUAUAUGGCACAGAAUUAAUUCCUUUAUAAAAAAUGUUUACUAUAUAACAGUAAUUAAAAGAUUUAAAAAUUAUUAUGUAUA
This is a messenger RNA of Osmia lignaria (orchard mason bee), 3224 nucleotides long. RefSeq names its product ATP-dependent DNA helicase Q5. Gene Ontology annotation, molecular function: four-way junction helicase activity; nucleic acid binding; ATP binding. NCBI's taxonomy places the organism in Eukaryota, Metazoa, Arthropoda, Insecta, Hymenoptera, Megachilidae. Gene Ontology annotation, cellular component: nucleus; cytoplasm; chromosome. The record is from RefSeq and is a predicted model, not a curated record. Gene Ontology annotation, biological process: double-strand break repair via homologous recombination.